UCACAAAAACUCUCUAAAAAAUACAAGCAUUUUAUAAAAACUUGAUGGAUUCUCCUAGUUCUUCCUCCAUGCUAAACUAUUGCUACCACGAGUUUUUUUGCGGAUGGCGAUGGUUCAACCGAUGAGGAGGUUGAGCAAGAGGCGGUUAUGGGUGCUUGUAAACUAGCGAUGAGAUAUGCCGAGCAUUGUCGUCGCCCCCAAGCCAAAAAAGGUAAAAGAGGUUAUAUUGAACGAGACCGACGCGGGGCACACGAUCGUUUGAUGAAAGAUUAUUUUGAUGAGGAGCCGACAUAUUCGAACGAAAUGUUUAGACGUCGUUUCCGAAUGAGUAAGCGGUUAUUUCUACGUAUAGUCCACGACUUGGAAGCCAACUACGAUUUUUUUAAACAAAAAGCGGAUGCGAGAGGGGAACUUGGAUUUACCGGUAUCCAAAAGUGUACCUCGGCGUUACGAAUCCUUGCUUAUGGAAACACUACCGACAUCAAUGACGAGUAUCUAAAAAUGGGGGAGAAAACAACGAGAGAUAGCUUGGAGCAUUUUUGUCGCGGUAUAAUUGAUGUGUACGGUGCGCGUUAUCUUAGAACGCCCACAUGGGACGACCUUCAAAAGAUCUACGAGGUACAUAAUGCUCAGCAUGGUUUGCCUGAGGAGUGGAUUUCUGGCAAAGCUCCUAAAGUGUCGUUUUACGCAAAUGGAAACUACUACCCUCAUGGGUAUUAUUUGAGCGACGGAAUAUAUCCUAGGUAUUCGAUUUUCGUGAAGACGUAUAGUGAUCCUAUUGAUGAAAAAAGAGCAUAUUUUAAAAAGGUUGAUGGAAUACUGCUGGAAAUGGAUUUAGGAUUCUAG
Molecule: messenger RNA, 846 nt
Organism: Helianthus annuus (common sunflower)
Lineage: Eukaryota; Viridiplantae; Streptophyta; Magnoliopsida; Asterales; Asteraceae
Exons: 4
Coding region: 148-846 (232 amino acids)
Source: RefSeq, a predicted model, not a curated record